Messenger RNA from Peromyscus californicus insignis, 5251 nucleotides. RefSeq names its product X-linked Kx blood group antigen, Kell and VPS13A binding protein (gene Xk). Bases 120 to 1478 code for a protein of 452 amino acids. Gene Ontology annotation, cellular component: membrane. The record is from RefSeq and is a predicted model, not a curated record. The transcript is spliced from 3 exons. Lineage: Eukaryota; Metazoa; Chordata; Mammalia; Rodentia; Cricetidae.
GGCUGCGCUGCUCGCGAGCGGAUCGGGGCCGGGCAUGCUGGGAUCCGCUCUGGGAACCGUCACCGCUGCCACCGCCACCGCCGCCGCUGCCACCCGCUGGGCGAGUCUGAGGCGCGGAGAUGAAAUUCCCGGCCUCGGUGUUAGCGUCCCUGUUCCUGUUCGUGGCCGAGACCAUAGCGGCGCUCUACCUGAGCAGCACCUACCGCUCGGACGGGGAUCGCAUGUGGCAGGCGCUGACUUUGCUCUUCUCCCUGAUGCCGUGUGCUCUGGUGCAGUUCACGCUCCUCUUCGUCCACCGCGACCUCAGCCGCGAUCGCCCACUGGUGCUGCUGAUGCACCUGCUGCAGCUCGGGCCCCUGUACAGGUGUUUUGAAGUCUUUUGCCUCUACUGUCAGUCCAACCAGAAUGAAGAGCCUUAUGUGAGCAUCACUAAGAAACGGCAGAUGCCAAAAGAUGGCCUCUCCGAGGAGGUUGAGAAGGAGGUGGGCCAGGCAGAAGGCAAGAUGUUUACCCACCGUUCUGCCUUCAGUCGGGCAUCAGUGAUCCAGGCUUUCCUAGGCUCUGCCCCACAACUGACCCUACAGCUGUAUAUUACCGUCUUACAGCAGAGCAUCACUACUGGAAGAGGCGUCAUCAUGACCUUGUCCCUGUUGUCCAUUGUGUAUGGAGCCUUACGUUGCAACAUCUUAGCCAUCAAAAUCAAGUAUGAUGAGUAUGAGGUCAAAGUCAAACCCCUGGCCUAUAUCUGUAUCUUCCUAUGGAGAAGCUUUGAGAUUGCCACUCGGGUCAUCGUCCUGGUCCUCUUUACCUCUGUCCUGAAGAUCUGGGUGGUGGCAGUCAUACUUGUCAACUUCUUCAGCUUCUUCUUAUACCCUUGGAUCCUUUUCUGGUACAGUGGUUCCCCAUUCCCCGAGAACAUUGAGAAGGCCCUGAGCAGGGUGGGUACCACCAUCGUACUAUGCUUCUUCACGUUACUCUACGCUGGUAUCAACAUGUUCUGCUGGUCAGCUGUACAGCUCAAAAUCGACAGUCCUGACCUCAUCAGUAAAUCUCAGAAUUGGUACAGGCUGCUGAUUUACUACAUGAUGAGAUUCAUCGAGAACUCUGUCCUCCUGCUCCUGUGGUAUUUUUUCAAAACUGACAUAUACAUGUAUGUGUGUGCGCCUCUGUUGAUUCUGCAGCUGCUGAUUGCGUACUGCACGGGCAUUCUUUUCAUGCUUGUGUUCUAUCAGUUUUUCCACCCUUGCAAAAAGCUCUUCUCUUCCAGUGUUUCUGAGAGCUUUAGGUCAUGUCUCAGGUGUGUCUGCUGGUCCCGGGUGAGAAGAAAAUCCACUGAGAUAGUAGUAAAGGCAGACACGGACUUAAAGUCACACACGGAUCAAGACCAAGAACAUAAUCAAGAUGUAACACCUUCUACCAGUAUGUUAAGUCCUGAGCCCACUGAGACGUGGAGUGCUGUUGAUCUGUGCUCUGCUUAAUGGAACCUGGGGCUUCUUACGAGAAAGGGAUAUUGUGUUCUGGGUUAAUAACUAUUCUUCAUACAAGUAAUGAGCCCUGCACAGGGAAUAAGGCAGGAAAUGAGCUGUCAACGCCUUGUGAGCUGCUGCCUUUUCUCGAGCUCUUUGCUUUGAGCCAGCUGUGGAGAGCACUAGGGAAGCAAGCCUACGACCCCACAGUUUGUUUCACAGUUGACUGUGUUAGGUUCUUGCAGAGGCCUUACUGGCCAUUUCAUUGACACAGUACUCCUGAAGUUUCAGUUGAGCUGGUCAUAUUCAUCGGAUAUAAUGAAGAGAAAUGCUUGUUUUCUACACUGUUGUCCCCGUAGCCUGAUGCUUUACUACUACUGAAUAUAGCUUUUUUUAUUUAUUUAUUUUUUUUUUUUUGGUUUUUCGAGACAGGGUUUCUCUGUGUAGCUUUGCGCCUUUUCCUGGAACUCACUUGGUAGCCCAGGCUGGCCUCGAAUUCACAGAGAUCCGCCUGGCUCUGCCUCCCGAGUGCUGGGAUUAAAGGCGUGCGCCACCACCGCCCGGCGAAUAUAGCUUUUAUACAAAGGUCACCGUGAUAGUUGGAAUAGGUUGCUAGGGAUUUUACAACCUCAUUCUUAUCAUAGCGUACAGGGAGAGCUGUUUGAGUUUGUUUUAUCAGUGUGUUUCAUUUUCACCUCAUUAAGACUUUUUGUGCAUAACCAGCUGUAGCCACUCUGGCAUGCAAUCUUCAUCGGUUUCAAGGGCCUAGGUGUGGGGACUUUAUUCCCGAGGAGCUGUUGGCACAGUUAUUUAGGAAAGCUGAGUUUCAUUCCAUAUGUUGACGAAAUUAGGGAUCAGGAUGGACUGGAACAGUUGUUAGACCAUCAAAAUGACGGGAGUGUAUACAGAUAAAACUGUUAACUUCUCCAAAUGUCUGAAGAUAUGAAUUGGUUAGAAGGUAGGCUCAAUUCUCCUUAUAACUCAGUCCUGUCCUAUAAUUCUGGGAAAUUUCUAGAAGAGUUUGCUAAAAUUAAUAUUUUAAGGAAGAAGAAAAUAAAACUAAUAGUUUUCAUUCCUAUCACCUUCUUCCUCAUCUGCCAGGAAGUUUUGUUUUGUUUUGUUUUGUUUUUUUAACAAAAUUGAGCUUAGUUUGUUUGCUGUUGUUUCUAGAAAACCCUAUAGAAAUCUUUUCCCCAAUUCAAGCAUAUAGGACAUCUUAGUUUUCAUGAUUUGAAGAAAGAAGUGUUUCCCCUCGUUACCACCCCUAUUAGAAACGUUUUAAGUUAGAGAAAGUAGUGAGAUGAACGGAUGUUCUUCAUGAAAUGCAUUUUGACUUGAUGUAAUUAUGAGUUCAUUUUAAUAAGAUCUUCAUUUUUAUCUGCUGUGAAAUUUCUCUUUAAUCUGCAACUAUUUAUUUUUAUUUUCCUUUAAAAGGGUCGGGUAGAAUAUUAUCACUAGUCUGAUGAAAAUACCUGUAACCAGUACUAUUAUUUCUAGCACUAAAAUUUGGAUAAUGAAAUGUCUAGAAACAGAUGACCAUAACGUUUACACCAAUUUAAAAUGAGAGUUGUAGCAAAAUUGAAGAAAUUUGCAAAGGUACCUCUGUUUAUGGCUUCUAUGAGAUAGAGCAGGCAUUUACUUUUCUGGCCACAUAAAUUAGUAAAACUCAUUUAUCUGGCUAUUAUACUAGUAAUAAUUUGCUUUUUAACUCUUUGGUAUCAAAUUGAUGAGUAAUUUCAUAAACAUGAGAAUUAAUUUGGUAAAUAAAUUUCACUAUACUAGAGGCUUCGUAAAACAGUAAAUAUUCUUUGACAUGUCAUUCACACUGUUAAUAUUUAUACCAUUUUAUUAUGCAUAUGCAGUAAGGUCCUAAACUGUGGGAUGGCCAUUUUACUUUCAGGAGGUAUUUUUCCUCAUUUGUAAUACACCUGGUUUGUCAGUAUUUAUACUUUAAUUUUAUGAGAAUCCACAGGCAGUACAUCCAUUUUGACUACUUUUAACAUAUAAAAAUGAAACUUAAGGUUGUCUGUUCUCUGUUGACCCACAUACCACUUUUCCUAUUUUUAAUAGGACUAGAUAAAGUUAGCAUACAUCAUCAAAAUGAUACUUUAUACAAUAGAUAUUUCUCUGUACUUUGUAUAUUAACAUAUUAAGAGCUACAAAACUGUAAUACAGGGGGAAAUGUCUUUGAAAAUAUAUAACAACUACAGGUAAACCAAAGCUAAGAUGUUAAGGCACUCUUGUUUUGGUUAUUUCAUAAUUUAAAGUGUUCAGAAUGAAUAAUAGAGUAGGCAAUCUGUUCCUACGUCAUUCCAAAAUUUCCUUCAUUCUGUUUACAGACACCACAUGUUUUCACUCUUUCAAGUGAAAGACCAUCUUUCCUUGAAGAUUCGCAGUGACUGGGGGUAGAGGUGGUGAUACUGUUUUCCAAUUUCAGGUUCUGCCUUGGGACUGAGACUAGAGUCAACUACCAGCUUGUCACUUACUAGGCAGAUUCAGAAUUAGACAAGGGUAAGAACACUUGUAUUUUCCCAGCCUGCUUUGGAAACAUGACCCAAAAUAUUUUUAAACUCUUAAUUUUCAAAUAUAUUGUAAGCCCCUUUACUUUAGACAGUUGGUAAACAUCUUGAAUGACCUCAAACAAAACUAACAGUGAUAAACUGUCAGGCAUGGAAGGCCCAAUUCAAACUUUAUAAAGACUGAUUUUUCUUUUUUAGCAAAUUAGAUAUUAUUUCAGUCUCUUGGCAUAUAGGCAUUUUCCCAGGAGCUUACUUAAUUACUCUAUGUCUCAGCUUCCUCACUCACCAAAUUAAGAUGAUACACUUGACCAACUUACCUCACAAACCUGUUGGAAAGAUUUCAUUAAGUAAUAGAUACAAAAAUAUUUUUAAAAUAUUUUCAAAAUACCUUUUAAAGAGUUGUUAUAGUAUUCAAGACCAUAAACAGGUUAUUGUUUGUGUUUUGUUUUGUUAUUUACUGUCUGAAACGAAAUAAGUAGUUUCAUCCACAUCAGUGUCUUGAGUGAACAUAUAGUUCUUUGGUCUUCUCUGCAAUUACCCUCUCUUACCAUCAGUUGAUUACAAAAUUUAGUGCUCAGGGCAUGUGAGAUGGCUCAGCAGGGAAAGUUGCCUUCUGCCAAACGCAACACCCUGAGUUCCAUCCUUGGGAUCUACACGGUGGAAGGAGAGAAACAGUUUCUACAAGUUGUUGUCGGAUUUCCACAAGCACACCCUGUUGUACACACAGAGAAUCUCUCUCUCUCUCUCUUACACACACACACACACACACACACACACACACACACACACACACACACACACAAUAAAUAAAUAAAUAAAUAAAUAAAUAAAUAAAUAAAUAAAUAAAUAAAUAAAUGCAAUAAAUAUUUUAAAAAUAGCCCCAAGCCCUUAGUACUUGGCAGAAAAAAAGAAGACCCAGUGGAUCUGAGAAAGUGCUUCUGAUGGGAAAGAAGUUUAUUGUCUUGAUAUAUUUCAUAAAGAAUCUUUUGAUGAUUGUACAGUACAACUUGAAUGGCUUGUUCAAAGCAUUAAUUAAAUGUGAAUGUAAUCUGUUCAUUGUAGUAAAUGGGAAAAUAAGCAUUAGCAUUAAUUGUCUUGACAACGCAGCAUUUCCUUGGGAUCUCUCUUACCACAUUUAGUAUGGUUGUAUGUGCCAGUACAUCUCAGCUAAUGAAUUGUGGAUAUGAACUUUUGUGGACUGCUUCUCUGAGUCACUGGCUCAAAUAUUGUUUAUGUUUCUUCAUAUAAUAAAUUAAUUUUUUUCAA